Peniophora sp. CBMAI 1063 is the source of this 1329-nucleotide messenger RNA. Lineage: Eukaryota; Fungi; Basidiomycota; Agaricomycetes; Russulales; Peniophoraceae. The record is from the annotation of a GenBank genome assembly.
AUGAGCUCUCAGAACCCAAAAAAGCAAAGCCCGAAGUCGAGCGCCGCUCUCGACGCCUUCGUCAUCAAACAGUUGCAGGCUCUCCUCGGCAAUCAGCCCAUGUCUCAGACAGAGAGCGUCGAUACGGUCACUGUCAAACGAUACCUCGACGCUAUGAAACCAUACGUGGACCACGUUCGCGUCUCGACAGACGACGCCAAGAUGCAAGAGUUGUGGAACGAAACCAAACGAGUGUGGAAUUUUUGGGCCUCGUUCCUGAGACAGACCGAAGACCAAGACGUGGCGGCGCCGUCCGAAGAUGAAGACGUGACGGCGCGGUCUCAAACUCGCGUUAGGCCGAGGACGGAAUCUACUGGGUCUUCGACGAGCCUUCCAUCGGCGAAGCGUGCAAAAACGGGCGGGAGCUCCCGCGCGACCUCGCGGCAGCAGGAAGAGGAGGAGGGCAGUGAAGAGGAUGACAGUGAAGGGGAGGUGGCGACUGGUCGCCGAAACAAGGUCAAAGACGACGCGGAGUACGUACCGACAACGACGAAGUCGGGCUCUUUGCCAAACGGCCGUCAAUCGAUCGACGCCCCGACACGCUCCACGCCUCCACCCGCACGCGGCAAGCUGGCCACGCCGACGCCGGCUCAGCACCCUUCCACCGUCUCUCGCGCGCCCACAGCGCCUCCACCCGCACGCAUUAACACGCCUCUUGUCGUACCCUCGCGGGACAACGUUCUACAGUCUCUAGGCCUCUCGACCACUCGUGCCCACUCGGCUACUGCCUUCAGUGCCGCCUUCAAGACACCCGCAAUGGUGCCGGCGCCGGCGGUGGUGCCGAUCACGCAGGGCCCCAAGCGUAAGCCGCGCCCCGUCGUGGUGAAGAAGGAGCCGGUCGAUCAACAUUCGAUGCUCACAAUGGACGAACCAAUCGACAUCGAUGAUGAGCUUGCCGACUCACUUGCCUCCUCUCCCGCACCUCUCAUUUCCUCGACUCAAGCUCAGGAAGGCGAAGCUAAAGACACAGCACAACACGUGCGCUCAUGCCUUGCAUUGCACCGUCUCAUCCCAACCGAUGAUGAUCGCCCGUGCCGACUCUGUCAUCAAUGCAUUGAGUCGCCUGGGCAUGCAGUUUUCAUCUGCGCUUCCUCUACGCGGCUAUGCACGGCAAGGCAGGAGUUUCUAAGUAACGUGCGCAUGCGCUUGCCAGGCUUCAACGCCCCGCAACAAGAUGAUCAGGCAUUAGAUGCGUUGCGGGUUCUGAUGGAGGACACUGCUAUACUAGAUCUCAUCGGGGCAUUUGCCCAGAUUGUCGUGCAUUCGUAUGACUCGCUUGACGCUGUCUGA